GAUUAUCAAGCAAGCUUGGAAAUAUCGACCUCCUUCCAACUUACAUGUUCAAAAAACGAUUUCCCGAAGAGGUUCAUAACUUUAUAAGCUUGAAUGUUGUGCCCUUAAUUUCCCCUCUUCAUACAACAUCUCACUUUUUCGUUUUGUAUUACUUUGAUACCCAGCUACACAACCGUUAGCCCCUCCAUGAUGUCUGCUCCUCACCAGGACGACCUAGACGAUGCGCCCGAGCUCCUAGACGCCGACGAUGCGCUCGAGGAGAUUGUGGAUGGCGAGGGCGACAUAGCAAUGGACUCAGACGACGAAGAACCCGAAGAGAUAACCCUACAUAACGACAGCAUAGCCUACUUCGACGCGCACAAAGACUCCGUCUUCGCCAUCGCCCAGCACCCGACCCAACCCUCGCUAAUCGCGACCGGCGGCAGCGAGGGCGAAGGCGACGACGCCCCGGGGAAGGGAUACGUUUUCGACACGAGCCCCGUCGUCGGCCGGCCCGUGCUCCCCGCGAGCUACAACGCGGACCCGUCCGCGCCGCAGCAGAAGAGCACGGAGCUGAAACCCCUGUUCACCAUCGACGGGCACAGCGACUCCAUCAACGCGCUCGCCUUCACGCUGCCGAACGGCGAGUUUUUGGUGUCGGCCGGCCUGGACGGGAGACUGCGCGCGUACCAGCUGUCCGUCGACGCGCACAAUAAGCCGACCUUCGCGUUCCUGGCCGAGGCCCAGGAGGUGCCCGAGGUGAACUGGGUGGCGCCGUGCCCGUCGGCGAAGGUGCCGAACACGGUCGCGCUGGGCGCGAGCGACGGGUCCGUCUGGGUGUACACGAUCGACGCGGCGGACGCGGCGAACCCGCUGCAGAUCGCGCAGAGCUACUUCCUGCACACGGCGGCGUGCACGGCGGGGGCGUGGUCGCCCGACGGCACGUUCCUGGUGACGGUGUCGGAGGACAGCUCGCUGUACGUGUGGGAUGUGUGGGGCGAGGCGGCGGCCAAGAACCUCGUCAACGACAACGGGCAGACGGUGGUCUCGCUCACGGGCGAGGACCAGCGGUUCGGCGUCGAGGGCGGCCUGUACUCGGUGGCCGUGGACCCCAAGUCGACGUUCGUCGCGGUCGGCGGCGCGGGCGGCGUCGUCAAGAUCGUCGGCUUGCCAAGGCUGGGCGCGGACGCGCAGCCCGUGAAUAGCAAGCAGAGCAAGACGAAGGCGAAGGGCAGCGAGGCGGGCAGCGCGCAAGGGGGCACGAUAUUGGCGGAUUUGCAUACGCAGUCCGACGGUAUAGAGACGCUGAGCUUUUCGCCGAAGCAGAGCUUGCUCGCGGCCGGGAGCGUCGACGGGAGUAUAGCCGUGUACGAUACCGCGCGCCGGUUCGCGGUGCGGAGGCAUAUCAAGGAGGCGCAUGAGGAGUUCAGCGUGGUUAAGGUAGAGUUUGUGGCUGGUCUGGGCGACGGAUGGGUGCUGACGAGUUGUGGUAUGGAUGGUGUGGUUAGGAGGUGGGAUGUUAGGGGUGCGGCGAGUUCGAGCGAGAGCAGUCUGGUGAAGGAGUGGAGAGGUCAUAGGGGAGAUGGAGAGGGUGGCGGUGUGCUGGGAUUUGUGGAGGGGACGACGGGGGAGCGGAUCGUGACGGCGGGGGAUGAUGGUGUUGUGUUGGUGUUUGAAGCUUAAAUCAGGGGGUAAAGAGGAAUGCGUGGUUGAUAAUGUGACUGAGAAUACCAAAAAGAUUUACGCCGGGUUAUAAGUUGGCGGCGGCUUUGCU
This is a messenger RNA of Annulohypoxylon truncatum, 1753 nucleotides long. RefSeq names its product WD40 repeat-like protein. The transcript has a single exon. The record is from RefSeq and is a predicted model, not a curated record. Gene Ontology annotation, molecular function: protein binding. NCBI's taxonomy places the organism in Eukaryota, Fungi, Ascomycota, Sordariomycetes, Xylariales, Hypoxylaceae. The coding region runs from base 187 to 1662 and encodes 491 amino acids.